CUAAAAUAAUUGCAUUUCCAUGUUGUGUGUACUGGGGGAGACCAGAUAUAGUAAAUGCAGGGUCUGGGGAGACCAGAUAUAGUGAAUGCUGGGUCCUGGAGACCAGAUAUAGUGAAUGCAGGGUCCUGGGAGCCCAGAUAUAGUGAAUGCAGGGUCCUGGAGACCAGAUAUAGUGAAUGCAGGGUCCUGGAGACCGGAUAUAGUGAAUGCAGGGUCCUGGGAGACCGGAUAUAGUGAAUGCAGGGUCCUGGGAGACCGGAUAUAGUGAAUGCAGGGUCCUGGGAGACCGGAUAUAGUGAAUGCAGGGCCCUGGGAGACCGGAUAUAGUGAAUGCAGAGUCCGGGGAGACCAGAUAUAGUGAAUGCAGGGUCCUGGG
This is a messenger RNA of Staurois parvus, 376 nucleotides long. The record is from the annotation of a GenBank genome assembly. Lineage: Eukaryota; Metazoa; Chordata; Amphibia; Anura; Ranidae.